GCCACUUCCGUCUAAAAUUUACAAUCAUGCCAACUCAUGAAAACACACUUGGUGUUAGCCUUUCCUGUUGUAAUGGCUGCUGCUAGGCCAGCUGUUUCUUUGGGCGUUCUAUUAAACUGACAGUGGAUUUGGAGUCCCAUUUCUCCAUUGUUACCAAGAAGAUAUGUCCAUUUUAGUUGGGGCCUUUUAAGCAGCAUGUGAAGAAAAACGUAGGGUCAUUUUUGACAAGACGCCAAUGACACAGACAAACAUGAAACAUGCCAAUGUUUGUCGAAAACGUCCUCGCAGUGACUUGGAAGAAGACUGCGAUGACUGUCUUCCAAUAUCAAAACGCAUCAACAAACUCCAUAUUGAAUCGGCCAGAAGAAGUCAGGAGGAAGGAUUGGUUAAAAGAGAUGCAUCUCAGGGCUUCACUGGAGAAGGAACUUCCUCUGCAAACUGUGAUCCUCAUCUGUUGCCUUGGCAACAAGCUCAACUAGUCAAUCAAAGUCUGGUCUGUGGUCCUGGAGCCAAUCAGAACCAGUUGUCCAUUCCUGGGUGUUCAGUUGCCAACCAUCAAACACAGUCAUCGCUGAAUCCAGAGGAGGCAAGAACGAACAAUAAUGAUAUGUUAAACAGUCCUGAUAAUGUUGCUGCAGUUUGUGAUCAGUGUCCAAUCAACAUGGAGGACAUCGCAGGUUAUGAUCCGGAACUGAAAGAGGGAGAGAACCCACACUACUUCCGGGUCAACAAUAUUCUCUAUGAUGCCCAUGUGUCUCGCGUCACACGGACAAAGUCAUUCCAUGAGCUCAAUAGCUAGUGUUGCUUGUCUUCUCGUGCCUCUCAUGUGUCCGGGCUUGCACCACAGCCCAGUCAAAGAGAAGGAGGUGGCAGUUUGAUGAAUACUGUAUUAGCUAUAUUUAGCGCUGUGCUCCAGUGAAUGCCCCCUGACCAACUCGAAGACCAGUUUGUUACUAUGGUCCUUGUAACCAGUCCAAACUUAAAACUAAGACAUAACACAUGACCGCCCAUAUGUUAAUCAUUUCUUACAGAAACAGCAAUGUACACAGGGAAUAUGAUAAAAUCUGAAGUAUUAGAAAGGUUUUAGUUUCAUCAAUAUUUGUUCUCUACUGCUCAAUCACUGACAAAAAUUCUUUUUAAGCUUUCAAUAAGAACCUCCCCUCCUCCCCACCCAUUAGUUUAUUUUCUAUGAUCCAGGGAGGGUUGAUUAGGCAGAUAUGAUACCUUUGUUUAACAGUGUUUAGUAUUUAUUUUCCAAAAAAAAUUCAGAAGGAAAUUGACCAUUGUCUAGGAAUUAGAAUGGGACGAUUUUAUUUGGGUUUGCAAAAGAGACUUGAUUCACUGUGUUGGAUGACUCAGCAGCAGUACCCCUUGAUGGAGCAGUAGAGUGUAGAGAACAUGUUAAUGUUAGCAUGCGAAGACGUGUAUAUGUCAGUGUGUGAAAUAGUCACCUGCCUGAUAGCACUUUGCUGUACAACUUGCAGUCAGGCUGAAGAUUCUGAAAUGGUCCUAGCCAGACUGGCAACUGAGAUUUACAACUUCUGUGAGUAGCAUUUAGAAGUUGGUUUGCUAACAAGGGCUAUAGUUCUGAGGAUAUACAACUUCUUUAUUACAAUAUAUGUAACAUUUCGAUGUAGAUACUUACACCAUUAUCAAGCAUCACACUGUACACCCAAACGUUGCCUAGUUUAUAACAAAGAAGUUGUAUGUCCUUAGAAAUGAUAACCCAUGUUAAGAUUUAUGUUUGCUUCAUACCAAGGAAGAAUCAGACUUCUGGUUAAGUAUGCUGACAUAUUUAGGCUAGUGAACCUUGUAAUAGACCACCUGGCCAGCAAUAUUUUGAGAUUAUUUCACCCACUGGUAUUUGUUCUUGAGAAGACUUUUGGGAAUUUGUUUGCAUUACCAAUACUACUAAUUUCAAAAUACUGUUAUAUGUUCAGUAUAUAGUUCAGUUGCUUUCUUUUUACUGGCAAUAUUAACAAUGUGAUAGUUCCUAAUUACUGACAGGCGGUAGCCUAGUAGUUGAAGUGUUCACAUGUUACACCAAAGACCGAGGUUUGAUUGCCCACUUGGAUACAAUGUAUGAAGCCAAUUUUCUGGUGAUAUUGCUGGAAUAUUGUCAAAACCAUUCUCACUCAUUCCCUCAUUCUCUCUUGCUUUGUACCAAGUUGUAAUCAUAACAAUAACUGUCACUUAUCCUAACAUGUAUAUCGGUGCACAUAUGAAGUUCUUUCAAUAUGCGAUACAUGUAUUUAAUAUUUAUGAAUACCUUGAAUAUGAAUAAUAACCAUAUUUGUAAAGCAGUAUGAAGUGUAAGCUUCAUCGCUAUGUGAUACUUGUUGCUAGAGUUGUGACAUCAGUGCAGACUUGCACACAUUUGUUUCAUGUUUUUUUGGGAAGUCCAUACAAACUAAACCUCACCCAUUCCUGCCUUUGAAAUUCAGAUCUAUUUAAAACUAAUCCCGAGAAUUAGGGAUAACUGUAUUUCUCCAUUCCUUAAAGACUCAGUUCCCAGUCCUGCUUUAAAAUAAUGUUCAGUAUGUUUACAUUAUUCAGUUCCUAUUUGUAACAAUGUGGAAGUGUUGUGAGCUAUUUUGGAAUAAGAGCAAUCAAAUGGUACUAGACCAUGAUGACUACCAUCACUGGGUUUAUACUUGUUCUCAACACAAUGAAGUAGUGUUUACAUACAGGACUCUUGUGAAUUUGAAGGCUGGUCCCUUGUUAGAAGUAAUCUACGAGCACAGCUUGACAGGCAGCCUUUCAUACAACACUGCUUUCUUUUUUGCCCCUUGGUACUUGUUUUAUUUGGCGGUUUAAAAGUUGAUUUUUUUCAUCACAGAUCAUUCAUAGAGGAACAGGAUGUCAGUGUGUGACAUAGUGGAUGGACGGAUGCUGUCAUGUCAGUUGUGAAUAUGUAUUCAAUAGGUAAAUGGAAGAUAGAGAUGUUUGUAUCAUGAGAAGUAGCUGUGACAUGUUGCUAGAGGCGAGUGACUGGAAGUAUCAACUUCAUAGCAUUUCAGUUGGUAUGACUGAGUAACUGUUAAAAUUGUCAUGUAAUGGCUUUCUCUACAGAAUUUCAUAAAUAUGUAUGGUAUUAUACUGGACUUAGUUGUAGUUAUCAUUAUCUCAGCUGUAUGUAGUGAGAAAAGUAGUGUGGUAUAUUGCCCAUUACAGUGUUCGAAAUAGCUUUAGUGUGUUGCCAUAGUUACUGUUGAGGUGGAACCUCUCUAACAGUAUUACAGCACAGUAAAGUCUGAACACUUGUAUGCUUAUCUCUUGCUGAUAUUUUUUAAUUUGAUGAAUUCUCUUUACAGUGUGGCUCUUUGCUUUAGAUUGAGAUAGGUUCACAAUGUUAUAUUUACAUUAUAUAAAUAUUUUGAUGCAUGUUACCAUAUUGACAGCUGGAGUAAAGAAAAUGGAGAGAUUAGUGGUCUAUGGAUAAUCUACUGGCAGCUAAUUCGAACACUGUAAACACGUAGAAAAUGAUGAAACUUUUAAGUUAUACCCACCUCAUUAAACUUUGAUGUCUUCUUCAAAUGCAGUACCUUUAUCCUUCCACAGGAAGUCUCAAAAGGUGAAAUUUUCUAGGUUUUCUAAGCAAGUGAACAAUUUAGAGUACCGGUAACAUAUUUUGCUUUUCUGAAUCAUGACAAAGGAUUUGUUUGAGUGGCAUUCUAGAAGUUGCUGGUAUAGAGAUGACACAACUUUAUGGAUGAUCAACUUCUGUAUUUUAACAAUAGCGACGUAUCAGUAUAGGUUCUUAUACCUUAUUCUCAUGCUUGAAAACGGUAUAAGAACCUAUACCGAAACGUCGGUAUUGUUAAAACAAAGAAGUUGAUCAUCCAUAAAGUUGUGUCAUCUCCAUGACAUAGGAAUGUAAACUUACAGUUCUGAAUGAGGACAAACUAAUGAUAUGCUACACUCCAUCAUUGAUGAACACUAAACCUAAACGAUCAACAAAAAGCGAAAACACAGGGAUAUUUAUCGAGGUUAUUUUAACAUAACAUCAGUAUGUCUGCACAUGAGUCUGAAGUCAUACAUAUAACAAUGAAAGGAACUCAUUGUGUUGACAAAAUUACGAAUGUAUUUCAGCUGAAUUGUUUUAGAAUGCUAUCUCUGGUUGGGUAUCCAGGUUUACUCAGUGUUCGACCGGUCACGUCCUGUGGAGGGUUUGUCAGAUCUUGGAGAGAAGUCUCAGACUGUUAUCAUGGUCAUACAGAACUAAUACUGCAUGCAUGGGGUGAUAUCAUGAUAGUGUAUGCUUUCUAUACUUCACUAAGGGACUGCUCAUAUAUAUAAAGGGGGCAGUGGGGUAGCCUAGUGGUUAAAGUGUUGGCUCGUCACGCCGAAGACACGGGUUCGAUUCCCCACAUGGGCACAAUGUGUUAAGCCCAUUUCUGGUGUCCCCGCUGUGAUAUUGCUGGAAUAUUGCUAAAAUCGGCUUAAAAACUAAACUCAGUCAGUCAUAUAUAUAAGGGGUUAUGAACAAAAUGACACUGUGAAUAGUGUCAAUGAUAUUUAUCGCAACCAUUGGGUUUGUUACAAAAACUUAGGGGAAGGUAAUCAAAAUGUGAUAGACUAAUCUCACUGACCCCCGCACCCCCUUAUAAUAAAUGACCAGUCCCUAAAACCUUAGGAAGAUCUUGCUAAUGUGGAGCUUUGGAAAAAAUGUAGAUAUCAAAUUGAUUCUUUAACCAGGUGUUCAUGGGUGCAGUUCUACAUGUUUGACAAACACAGUUCAUAAAACUGUCACUUCAAUACAAAUUCAUGUUAUGAUUCAACACUGAAAUAGUGAGUAUAGUAUGUGAAGUGUGGAUGGAUAACACCACUGUUUACCCCCAAACACUGUAGACUAGUAUUUCUUUAGUAGAUCUUACAUGUAUAUCUAGUCAAGGAAUGAAAGAAUGCUCCAAGUUUGUUUAUUUAUGAUUAUAUUUUCCUCUUUGCUUGUACCACCAUGUUGGAUUGUACUUUUGCUGUAGAUGUUAUUCUACCUUAUGUCACAUAUUAUGGCUUGACGGUCUCAAGCUAAACAAUAUAAUAUCUUUCAACAUUAAAA
Haliotis rubra (blacklip abalone) is the source of this 5059-nucleotide messenger RNA. RefSeq lists its product as uncharacterized. Bases 236 to 799 code for a protein of 187 amino acids. NCBI's taxonomy places the organism in Eukaryota, Metazoa, Mollusca, Gastropoda, Lepetellida, Haliotidae. The transcript has 5 exons. The record is from RefSeq and is a predicted model, not a curated record.